Molecule: messenger RNA, 1206 nt
Organism: Pipistrellus nathusii (Nathusius's pipistrelle)
Lineage: Eukaryota; Metazoa; Chordata; Mammalia; Chiroptera; Vespertilionidae
Source: the annotation of a GenBank genome assembly
AUGCUCCGCUCGGCUCCAGCCAUCCCCACCGCCGCCGCCGGGACCAUGAAGGACUGCAAUAAUGGAUGCUUGGAAGAGUGUAUCAGAGAAGCAGGAUCAAAUCCGGUCAUGGGAACUUUGAAGGCUAAAGAUCUAAUAAUCACACCAGCCACCAUUUUAAAGGAGAAACCUGACCCAAACACUGUGGCUUUUGGAACCGUUUUCACAGACCACAUGUUGACAAUCGAGUGGUCUUCAGAGUUUGGAUGGGAGAAACCACACAUCAAGCCUUUUCAGAACCUGUCGUUGCACCCUGCCUCGUCGGCUCUGCACUAUGCAGUGGAGUUAUUUGAAGGAAUGAAGGCAUUUCGAGACGUAGAUAACAAAAUUCGACUCUUCCGGCCAGACCUCAACAUGGAUAGAAUGUACCGAUCUGCUCUGAGGGCAACUUUGCCGGGAUUCGACAAAGAAGAGCUUAUGGAGUGUAUUAAGCAGCUUGUGAAAUUGGAUCAAGAAUGGGUUCCACAUUCAACAUCUGCUAGUCUAUAUAUCCGACCUACACUCAUUGGAACUGAGCCUUCUCUUGGAGUCAAGAAGCCUACCAAAGCCAUGAUCUUUGUGAUCUUGAGCCCAGUGGGAUCUUACUUUUCGAAGGGAACCUUAAGUCCCGUGUCCCUGUGGGCCAAUCCGAAGUUUGUAAGAGCCUGGAAAGGUGGGACUGGGGACUGCAAGAUGGGAGGGAAUUAUGGCUCCUCUCUCUUUGCCCAAUGUGAAGCAGUGGAUAACGGGUGUCAGCAGGUUCUGUGGCUCCAUGGAGAGGACAAUCAGAUAACGGAAGUUGGAACUAUGAAUCUUUUCCUUUACUGGGUUAAUGAAGAUGGAGAAGAAGAACUGGCAACUCCUCCACUAGAUGGCAUCAUUCUUCCAGGAGUGACAAGGCAGAGCAUUCUGGACCUGGCACGCAAGUGGGGUGAAUUUAAGGUGUCGGAGAGGUACCUCACCAUGGGUGACUUGACAACAGCCUUGAAGCAGAACCGAGUGAAGGAGAUGUUUGGUUCUGGCACCGCCUGUAUUGUUUGCCCAGUUUCUGAUAUCCUGUUCAAGGGCGAGAACCUACACAUUCCAUCUGUAGAGAAUGGGACUAAGCUUGCAACACGGAUAUUGGACAAAUUGACUGAUAUUCAGUAUGGAAGAGAAGAGAGCGACUGGACAAUCAUCCUAUCCUGA